Messenger RNA from Caenorhabditis angaria, 1563 nucleotides. Lineage: Eukaryota; Metazoa; Nematoda; Chromadorea; Rhabditida; Rhabditidae. The record is from the annotation of a GenBank genome assembly.
AUGGUAUGGGAAGCGAGACAAAAGAAAUCAUUGGAAGAUAAAAGACAAGAAGAAUUACGAGUUAUGUAUGAAAAGGAACAGGAAAUUCUUAAUAACAAGUUAGUUUUUGUUCAUUCUUAAAUUCUCUUUUUGAAAUAAUACUUCAAUUUCUAACAUAAAUGUUUACAGAGCUCUUCUUGGAGAUGAAAAAGCAAAAAUGGGGCUUUCAUUCAUGUAUGAUGCACCAGCUGGAAUGGCAAAAAGAGAAGAACCAAAAGAAGAACCAAAAUUCGAUUGGCAAAGAAAAUAUCAGGCGCCGAGAGAAGAUUGGGCAAAAGGAAAUGAAGAAAUUCAAGAUCAACCAUUUGGUAUCCAGGUAAAUUUGAAAUAAAUGUGGAAUUGAAGAAAAAUCAUUCGCUUUUCUGAAAAUUAAAAAUACUUCAAAUAACUUAUUAAAUACAACGUGAACUUUUAAUAUAAACGUGGCAACUAUCAUUUUUAUGAAAAAUGUAAGAUCAAAGUUUUUAGGUUCGAAAUGUGAGAUGUUGUAAAUGCCACAAAUGGGGACAUGUAAAUACUGAUCGAGAAUGUGCACUAUUUGGAAAAUCAGGAAAUUACGAGGAUGAAGGAUGUAAGUGUUUUGAUUUUAUAAUAAGAUUCAUGAAUAUAAUAUUUUUAAUUAUUUCAGAUGCAAAUAAUCCGUCGGAUUUGAUAAAAGUUUUACGAAAACAAAGAGCUGAAGGAACUUCUUCAUCAUCGAGUUCAAGAAAUCCAAAUAAAAAAGAUUUGGAAGAAGAGGAAGAAGAUGAAUGGGUUGAUCAUCAACAAUUAGCAAAUGAUAUGAAAGAAGAACAUGGAAUUGUAUUGAAAAGUAAUGUAUUGGCUGGAAUGAAACAAGAUCAACAAUUGAGUAGAAUGAAACAAGAAAAAAGCGAAGAAGAACAAAUGAUUGAAUUUUUCAAUACAAUGUCAGAUAAGGAUAAAAGAAAAUUGAUGAAAAAAUUAAUGAGUGGAGAAUCAUUGGAAGAUGCGAUGAGCAAGAAAAAGAAAAAGAAGGAUAAGAAAAAGAAAAGUAAGAAAUCAAAAAGAAAAUAUGAAAAAAGUGAUAGUGAAGAUGAAUGGGAAGAAAAAAGAAAACGAGUGAAAAAAGAAGUUGACAGUUCGCCAGAAGAAAAAAGAAAAACAAUAAAAAAGGAAGUCGAUUCAGAUGAAGAAAUUAGUAGAAAUAGAAGAAGAUCACCUGCAAGAAGAUCGAGAUCACCACAGAGAAGAAGGUAAAUACUUUUCAAUUUUUUAUGAAGCUUUGAAAUUUAUAUAAUUUUUUUCAGAUCACGAACUCCACCAAGAAGAAGAAUAUCGAGAUCGAGAUCAAGAUCACCAAUCAGAAAUCGAAGAAGAACACCAUCACCAAGAAGAAAAAGUAGAAGAGAUUCACCAGAUUCUCCAGUUAGAAAUCGAAAACGACAUAAUUCAUCUGAUUCAUCGAAUUCGUCUAGAUCGCCAUCUCCAAAACAAAAAAACAAUUCAAGAAAACGCCAUGAUUCUUCAGAUUCUUCAACAACUCCACCAAGAUCAAGACGGUAA